Molecule: messenger RNA, 4698 nt
Organism: Zasmidium cellare ATCC 36951
Lineage: Eukaryota; Fungi; Ascomycota; Dothideomycetes; Mycosphaerellales; Mycosphaerellaceae
Exons: 3
Coding region: 1-4698 (1565 amino acids)
Molecular function (GO): protein binding
Source: RefSeq, a predicted model, not a curated record
AUGGCAGAAGAUAAAAAGGGAAAGAAGUCAUUGUUCUCACGACACAGAUACCGCCAUGAGUCCCCUGCUCGCCAGACGGGAAGCAUUCGGCAGGACACAGCGCCCAGGCAGCCGCUCAAAGACACCACUACGAACGACGCCCUUGGGCGUGUACCUCCCAAGCUACCGCAGGAAACGUCGAAGCCAAGAAGCGACUACUCGACCGACAAAUUGUUACUCUGGCGUGAAGCAUAUGAGGCUCUCAAAGACGAUGCAGAAACUCAAAGUAUGGUCUUGCAAUACGAGGACUUUCUUCGCGAUCCCGCCAAUGGUCUAGUCGAGAACGCCACGGAACUGCAAGGUCAGCCAGAACUAGAGCAAAUGAAAAUGCUGCUAGGCCGGAGCCUUGAAAGAACAGCCCGGAUGGACAAAUUUGAUAGAGGACUUGGACUUGUCAUAGACACGGUGCUUACUGUGAAGGACAUUGUGGGGACCGCACUCUCAUCAGUCCCUAUAGCUGCUGCUGCUUGGACGCCUAUCUGCAUUGCGCUGGAGUUUCUUGUGAAAUCUCCUCACGAGAACCAAGAGAAUCGCGACGGCAUUGUUGAAGUCGUGAAUAAGAUGAGAUGGUAUUCUAAUAUGUCCCUCCUACUACUCGACGACACACCCAGAAACCAAGACAUCCGCUACCACGACUUGCGAUUGCAACUAGCAAGUCGGAUCCGUGACCUCUACAAAGCAAUAUUGGACUACAUCAUCACGACCGUGUAUGAGCAUCACAAGCACGCGGUAUCCCGUUUCACGUCGAGGAUGUUCGGCAGCUGGAAAGACAAGCUGGACGCCAUUCUCAAGGCGGAAAAGACUGCGACGGACUUCGCGAGUCAGAAGUGUGACCAGCAGAUGAACACUCAGCUUCAACUCCUCGUGGACUUCCACUUGACAGAGGCAGAAAGUGGGAUCAUGUCCAAGCUCUCGGUCAGAAACAUGUUCGACGAGAUGACUGCGUUGGAGAAGCGAAAGGAUAAGCUGAUUCCCAACUCUUAUUCAUGGAUCUCCGGGAAGCCUCAGUACAAGCAGUUCCUGGUCUGGGAUACAACACGAGGAUCUCGGAUGCUUUGGAUCAAAGGCGCCGCUGGUACUGGCAAGACCAUGAUUGUCAUCGGUCUGAUCCGCGAACUUCACGGGCAUUUCAACCUGCCGUGUCUAUGUUACUUCUUCUGCCAAGGGUCGAACGAUGAGCUGAACACCGCCACAGCCAUUCUGAAGGGUCUAAUGGCGAUGCUGAUUCGCCAAAACAAAUCGCUUUUUCAGCACGUAUUCAAAGAAAUCAAUGCUUCCGGAGAUCGGUUCUUGACUGCCAAUGAUGCUUUCCCCACUUUGAGCAGGAUCUUCCUGGACAUGAUCCGAGAUCAGAUGUUGGAGCGGGCUGUCUUCGUCGUCGACGCUCUCGACGAGUGCAAGCACUGUGAUUCUCACGAUUCAGUGGCAGGACUGGUCGAUCUCCUGGAUUUGAUCUCAGAAACAAUACAGGUCAGCGACAAGGUCAAAUGGCUGGUGUCUGGUCGAAACAUUGAGCAAAUCGCGAAUGCUUUAGGCAACACCGAACAACACAAGCCUGACGUAAAAGCAUUGCAGGAGUAUGAGUCCAUUGAGGUGAACAGAGAGUCAGCUGCUGAAGCUGUCGACUUGUUCAUCGAACGAAAGGUCAGCGAGCUGAAAGAGAAGCAUGUGCGAAAAGUAGAGGGCAGAGUACCGAAAAGCAAGCAAAAGAUGUUGGAAGAGAAGGAGAAAGCCCUCAACGACGUUGGAAAGGUACUGCGAGACAGGACGGACGGUACUUUUCUCUGGGUAUCGCUGGUAUUUCGGGAAUUGAAGGACUGUGAGCCUCGCAAGAUGCUUGCAACACUGGACAACAUUCCGUCAGAGCUCAAGAAAGUGUACGCUCGGAUGAUCCAGCGUAUCAACGCGUCGCCACACAAGGAAUCGUAUCAAAGAGCGAUCUCGGCCGCUGUGCUUGCAUACCGUCCUCUGAGCGUCGUCGAAAUGAUGAUGUUUGCGAACGAAGCACCACCUGGAGAAGACGCGGACUUUUUGGAGAAUUCUGGCUUGUUGACUGUCCGGGACGGCGUCGUCAAUCUCCUUCAUCAGUCGACACUCGACUACUUGAAAGAAAGACCAGAUGAUGACAUUCGUGGACUGUUUCCAGGAGCGUACACGGACGGCCACGCUGAGAUUCUGAAAAGUUCGCUCAAAGCUAUGGGAAGCGACCUGGCAGAAGAUAUGAGAUCGAAAAGUCCUGCUACCCCUCGGAAAGAACUCUCAGACUUGGAAUAUCUGGUCGCCGUGCGAUAUUCAUGCCGUUACUGGAUAAAUCACUUUUGUGAUAUGCCGGACACUACACAUGGACCUGACCUCUAUGACGAAAUCUUGGCCUUCUUGAAGGUCCAUUUGCUGGAAUGGCUGGUAGCAAUUUGCUUGAUGCAAAAAAUGCCAUCGGCUUUGCUGUCGAUCAGAAAACUUCAGAAGCUACUUCACCACAAGCAAACGAAUCCACAACUUUCACGCCUGGUGGAUGAUGCGGAUCGAUUCUGCCGACUUACCAAAGAUGGGAUAGAGGAGUAUCCUCUCCAGGUGUACUGCGCUGCAUCUCUCUUCACACCAGCCGGUAGUAUGAUCAGGGAGCUGUUUCAAGCCCAAAGGCCGGAUUUCAUCGCCAAUACACCGGCCAUGGAAGACGAUUGGCAUGCCUGCCAGCAGACUUAUACUUUCAACGGUGACUUUCAGGGAUUCUCCUUGGAAAAUGGAAAAUUCGUAACCAAGACUACGGAUUCGGUUGAGUUCGUGGAUUUACAUACUGGGGCCCGUUCUCAAUGGUUUGAGCCGAGCUUCUCAAAAUCUCAAGGGAUUGUGUUCUCCCCAAACGGUGGUCUACUCGCGUUAGUGAACAACGAAAACGUCGAUGUAUGGAAUGUUCUGGAGCGCAAAGAGCUUUCGAAAAUCGAAGUCGUAGCUGCCGGGGAAAGUCUGUGUGCCGUCAGAUUCUCCCCCUCCAAGCCGGAAAUUGCCAUUGGCAUUGAAGAUCUUGUGGGUUCGUGGAGGGUUUCAAUAUACGACGUUGAAGACAAUUCGCUCGGAGCUCCCGUUUUGGAGGUAGCACCGGACGGCCAUCCUCCUUAUGGGUUCAACGGACUUGCGUACUCUUCUGAUGGAAAGUCUCUCGCAACGGCUGGGGCCACUGUUCAGGUUUGGGAUGUCGAGACUGGGAUUUGCAAAUCCGUGGUGAUUGGGCAUGUACCUAUCGCUUCUCCGAGCCUCAGCGCCGAUGGGAAACUGUUAGCAGUGGUGGUCGAGAGAAACGCCGAUUUGAGCAUCUGGAAUAUCGAGACCCGAAGUGCCUCACUGCUACGAAAGUUCAAUCCGUACGAAGACGAGGGACUCGACGAUAUCAGUCUUGCUGCUUUUACUUCCGUCGCCUUUUUGCCGGACUCUCAGCUCGUUGCGGCCAGCUCCGGCUCCGGCUCUAUUCAUUUGUUAGACAUACGUAGCGGAGACCCCCUUGCAAGACUCGGUGGACAUGGUGGUUUUUUAUAUUCGCUGUCUUGCUCUAAAGAUGGGACGCUGCUCGCCUCGGCAUCUGUUGACUGCACGGUGAAGCUCUGGACCAUACCAAAGAGUCAGUCUUCGAGGGGUAGUAGCCAUGGCUUUACGGUCGACCGAAUCUCGAUGUCUCCCAACACUAUGUGGUUUGCAUCAAGCAGCACAGACUCGGUCAAAGUCUGGGAUGUCGACGGCACCUGCGUACGUACUUUAGCAGGAGAAACGUCAAAUGCAGAAAUCGCCAUCUCGCCUGGGGGUGACUUGUUUGCAACGGUGCACUACAUAAGAGCCAGCGCCAUUGAAAACUCUAACGGGAAAAGCAAAAUCGUUCAGAAAGGGUCUGACCUGAAAGUGUGGGAUAAGAACGGCUGUUCAUGCAAUAUAAUCCGCGAUGCGGAGAUGCUGGGGUCGGUCCAUUUCUCGCCGUGUGGCACAAUGAUCGCUUCUGGGGCUGAACGUAGUGUCAAGGUGUGGAAUCUUGCAGACAAAAGCUUCAAGUGGAAUACGGAAAGAGUAAAACCCCGAAGAUAUCUGGUUUCGCCAAUGGCGGUCGCCUUUUCAGCAGAUGGAGAGCUAAUUGCCACCGGUGACCACUCAGAUUCUUUCGUCAAGAUUUGGUACCUUUCUGACGGCCGAGAGAAAGACGAAAUCUCAUUGAGAGACAUGAGCGAAUCCACGGUUAAUCGGGCUCUCAAAUCUCUUGCCUUCUGUCAAAAUGGUGAGAGACUGUUGUCAAACACUAUGAAUGAUCGGUUGCAAGUAUGGGACUUGAAACGCAAGACCCUAAUGCACAGCUUCGACUGGAAUAGUAAUCAAGCGUCGAACUUAAUGUUCAUCAACAACGGGCCACUGAUAAGCUCAAGCCGAGGCGUUUUUACUCUCCCGCCAGAUUCUUCUCCUGAUAGCACGUCAACGGAAGAGAUGGCGGUUCAGCUCCAGGGACCCGGUAUCAGCGAUGAUGAUGAGUGGAUCACGUGGGAUGGCGAUGACCUACUUUGGCUACCGCCGCCGUACAGGCCUAUGGCCUCAGCUGUGCGGAGUCGUACAGUAGUCAUUGGGUGCGGCUCAGGACAGGUGUAUGUUAUCACCUUCAAGGACGACUUCGAUGGUAUCGACUCUUGA